AUGGCAUAGAUUGUAAAAUAAUUAUGGAAAUCUGUAUACAAUUAUAAUCCUCAAGUAGUCUUUAUACACUUCAAAAUUGCUAUAAAAUUAUCAUUUAAAGGUUUCAAGAACUUGGAGUUUNCCAGCAUAUCAAAAAUUAAUUUAACUCAAAAUGAUGACUCACUACUUAGUGAUCACAGUAUAAAAUUAAAACAAACAUCUUAAACUCAAAGUAAUCUAAACUAAAUAAGAUUUCUCUAAUAAAAUUUUAGAACUUAAUCAAAACUAAAACUAUCUAGCAAGAAAAUUGAAGUUUAAAAAAACGAAUAUGGAGAAAUAGAUAAGUUACCUUAAAUUUGGCAAUAAUAUUACAACAUUUAACCAGAAAAAGUUAAGAUCUAAGUUAAAAACUCUUUUAUCAAAUUAAAUGAUUAGUUUAAAGAAAUGGAGAGAGAGAAAGUUCUUGAACCCUUCUUAAAAGAUCAAAAAUUGAAAGUAAAAUUUAUAAAACCUCUUAUUAUAAGAAAGGAUAAACCAUAUUUUGUAGCUGAAAAUAAAGAUAAUAGUAUUUUUAUUAUAUUAUUAAAUAAUAGAAAAUUUAAUUGAUAAUAUGAAAAAUGAAAACAUUAACUUAAAAAGAGAUUAAUAUUUAAUUGUUAAUUAUGAUAACAUCUUAGAUUAUAUAUGA
Messenger RNA from Paramecium primaurelia, 667 nucleotides. Lineage: Eukaryota; Ciliophora; Oligohymenophorea; Peniculida; Parameciidae. The record is from the annotation of a GenBank genome assembly.